AUGCCUCCACAAACAAAACCACAAACCCCAACAAACAGUGGAAAAUUCCUAUUCUAUAUCAUUGAAGCAAUAGCUAUCCAAACCAUAAUCAUAGUCACAAUCCUCCUAACUUUGUUGCACAAAACACCCCCUAGACUCCGCUUCCAAACCCUAACCGUCGAAAGGCUAACGUUGAACACAACGUCGUUCAGCAUCAGGCUCAACGGCGAGGUGACGUUGAAAAACCCCAAUUUCGGGCAGUUCAAGUUCCCCGAGGGCAAGAUCGUCAUUCUCUACCGGAACAACUCCGUCGCCGGCGCCGUUAUCCCGGCGGGAAGGGCGAAAGCGAGAUCUACUGAAAAGAUGAACGUGACGGUGGUGGCGGAAUCCAAGGAUGUCGGAGGCGAAGGGAAGAUGACGUUGUCUAGCAACGUGGUUUUGAAUGGUAGAAUUAGUGUUAGUAAGCGGAAAGUGAAGGCGACGAUGAACUGCACCAUGGAUGUGGAUACGAGGAGAGGCUUGAUCGAUCAAUUCAAAUGCGACUGA
Messenger RNA from Salvia splendens (bonfire salvia), 525 nucleotides. RefSeq lists its product as uncharacterized. Lineage: Eukaryota; Viridiplantae; Streptophyta; Magnoliopsida; Lamiales; Lamiaceae. The transcript has a single exon. Bases 1 to 525 code for a protein of 174 amino acids. The record is from RefSeq and is a predicted model, not a curated record.